Molecule: messenger RNA, 1766 nt
Organism: Lacerta agilis (Sand lizard)
Lineage: Eukaryota; Metazoa; Chordata; Lepidosauria; Squamata; Lacertidae
Gene: SLC7A10
Product: solute carrier family 7 member 10
Exons: 11
Coding region: 52-1701 (549 amino acids)
Biological process (GO): D-serine transmembrane transport; D-alanine transmembrane transport; amino acid transmembrane transport
Cellular component (GO): membrane
Molecular function (GO): neutral L-amino acid transmembrane transporter activity; L-amino acid transmembrane transporter activity
Source: RefSeq, a predicted model, not a curated record
CUGUAGAGCAGAGCGGAGGGCUCCGGCGGCGGCGGCGGGGGAGGCGAGGCGAUGGCCGGGGAGAACCAGCAGCGGAGCCUCCGCAAGAGCAUCGCGGCGCAGCAGCAGCAGCCGGCCCCUCCCGCCCGGCAGGAGCCGCAGCCCCCCGGGAAGACCCCCCAGCAGGGCGGCGGCGGAGGGAGCGGCAGCCGGGCGGAGGGCGCCGCCCCCCCGAGCAGCCCCGCCGGCGCCGCCGAGAAGGUCGCCCUCAAGAAGGAGAUCGGGCUGGUCAGCGCCUGUGCCAUCAUCAUAGGUAACAUUAUCGGCUCCGGCAUCUUCAUUUCCCCCAAAGGAGUCCUGGAGCACACGGGGUCCGUGGGGCUCGCCCUCAUCAUCUGGGUGCUCGGCGGGGGGAUCGCAGCCCUCGGGUCGCUGUGUUACGCCGAGUUGGGAGUCACCAUCCCGAAGUCUGGAGGGGAUUAUUCCUACGUCUCCGAGAUUUUCGGUGAAUUAGCUGGGUUUCUCCUCCUAUGGAGCGCAGUCCUCAUCAUGUACCCCACCAGCCUGGCUGUGAUCGCCCUGACUUUUUCAAACUAUGUCCUCCAGCCAGUGUUUCCCAACUGCAUCCCUCCCUAUAAUGCCUCCAGAGUCCUUUCCAUGGUGUGUUUAUCAUUCUUGACGUGGGUGAAUGGCUCCAGCGUCCGAUGGGCCACCCACAUCCAGGACAUCUUCACUGCAGGGAAACUCCUCGCCUUGGGCCUGAUCAUUGUCGUGGGCUUCAUACAGAUCUUCAAAGGAAACUAUGAAGAACUCUUGCCAAGCAAUGCCUUCAAUUUCUGGAUGACCCCUACAGUGGGGCAUUUGGCGCUAGCCUUUCUUCAGGGCUCCUUUGCCUUCAGUGGGUGGAACUUCCUAAAUUAUGUGACGGAGGAAUUAGUUGAUCCUCGCAGGAAUCUACCUCGUGCCAUCUUCAUCUCCAUCCCAUUGGUGACCUUUGUCUACACCUUCACCAAUAUCGCCUACUUCACUGCCAUGUCACCCCAAGAGCUCUUGUCUUCCAACGCUGUGGCGGUAACAUUUGGUGAAAAGUUACUGGGCUAUUUUUCGUGGGUUAUGCCCGUCUCUGUGGCUCUGUCUACAUUUGGAGGAAUAAACGGAUACCUUUUUACCUCAUCAAGACUGUGUUUCUCCGGAGCCCGAGAAGGACAUUUGCCCAGCUUGUUGUCCAUGAUCCACGUCCAACACUGCACCCCGAUCCCAGCCCUUCUUGUCUGUUGUCUGGCCACGGUGGUCAUCAUGCUUGUUGGGGACACCUACACAUUGAUCAAUUAUGUGUCCUUUAUUAACUACCUCUGCUACGGAGUGACAAUAAUCGGUUUGAUUGUGCUGCGUUGGAAGAAGCCCAAAAUCUUCAGACCCAUCAAGGUUAAUCUCCUGGUUCCAAUCACUUACCUGACAUUUUGGGCCUUUCUCUUGAUCUUCAGUUUAUAUUCUGAGCCACUAGUCUGUGGAGUUGGACUGAUUAUCAUACUAACUGGAGUGCCAGUGUUUUUUAUUGGAGUAUACUGGAAAAACAAACCAAAGUGUGUAAAUAGGAUAACAGAGUCCUUGACGCACUGGGGCCAGAAGGUGUGUUUUGUAGUCUACCCACAAGGGGGUUCUACGGAAGAGGAUGAUCUACCUUUCACUCAUUCACCCCUCCAGGAAGAGAAAAGACCUUGAAGAAAUAACGAUAUAUUUUACACACGAGAAGUAGAUUUUUGUUGUUGUUUUUUGUUUACAUGAUU